AUGUCUGCCAAAUUGUGAGUUUGAAAAAAAUUUUUUUUGUACUCCUCAGAACUGAAGCUUAUACAAAAUCAUCCAAAAUUAACUAUUUAGCUUCAAUUUUUUUUUUCUAGAAUCCUUUUUUAGAGUUUUGAAUCGUUUAGAAACACCAGGUUCAACCAAAAUGAAGUGGAUCGCACUAAAAGUUCUUUUGGAGUUCAGCUAUGCUCCUUUAAAUGAUUAAGGAAGCUUUUUGGAUCAGGGAGUUGAAAUUGUAAAAUUGUGAAAUCAUGUCACAACGGCCUUCUGUGAUUCAAAGGCGCAGGACCUUUUUCGCGUCAAAAUUUUUAUUCUAUUUCUUUUUUGAAGCUAGCUUCUACUUUUUCAAUCUCAAUCUCAUAUCAAAAUAACCCUCCAAAACCAAAAAUCUCCAAAAAAUAACUUCAAAAUUCCAGCGCCGCCCUCAUCGCCCUCCUGGUCAUCUGUGCCAUCGUCAGCGAGACCUCCGCCCAGUACUACGGUAGCUAUUACGGUAGCUACUACCCGUCCUACUACGGUAGCUACGGAUACGGUGGCUACGGCUACGGCGGAUACGGAUACAGCGGAUACCCCUACUACGGUUACGGCUAUGGCAAGCGCGAGGCCGGUUUCGGUCCGUCGCAGACCCAACAGAACUGA
Caenorhabditis auriculariae is the source of this 654-nucleotide messenger RNA. Lineage: Eukaryota; Metazoa; Nematoda; Chromadorea; Rhabditida; Rhabditidae. The record is from the annotation of a GenBank genome assembly.